AUGAUGCAUUUUCCGGCAAAACCGGAAGUUCAAAAAAUUCAUUUUGCACUCCUAAUUAACCAUGCUAAAUUUCAUGUGUCUAUCUUAAUAAAUAAAAAAUUUACAGGGGUGCGCCUAUUCUCAGAUACACCCGGCAUCGAAACAAAGUUUGCCGGCUCCAGCUGUAACGAUCUAGUGGCCGUCGACAGUUCCGGUUCGACGAUCAUCAGCGGCCACUUUGACAAGAGCAUCCGAUUCUGGGACACGAGGUCCGAAUCGAGCGCCAACAAUAUCGUGCUAAACGGCAAGGUUACGUCGCUGGAUCUCACAAGGGAGUCUAUUUGGUCGCGAGUACCAAAGCUUGACUGCCUCUCCAUGAUGAGUCGUUCCUUAUAUAUUCAGCGCCUACGUCUUCUGGAACAUUCCAGCGAGCUCCACACUCUCGAUUAUUCGAGCGCUGACUCACCGGCGAUGACGCAUCGGCGAUGA
This is a messenger RNA of Brassicogethes aeneus, 468 nucleotides long. The record is from the annotation of a GenBank genome assembly. NCBI's taxonomy places the organism in Eukaryota, Metazoa, Arthropoda, Insecta, Coleoptera, Nitidulidae.